Owenia fusiformis is the source of this 1061-nucleotide messenger RNA. The record is from the annotation of a GenBank genome assembly. Lineage: Eukaryota; Metazoa; Annelida; Polychaeta; Sabellida; Oweniidae.
GGCAGUUAUGAUCUGGAGUUAUGAUCUGGAGUUAUGAUCUGGAGUUACGAUCUGGAGUUACGAUUGGGUCUUUUACAGUCAGUACAGUAGCUCAGUAGUAUAUAACUUGUACAUAGAUAGUGUAGUUUGACUCUUUAUAAUAAAGUAUCGUAUGUUACUCUGAACUCUGAAGUUUGUCGUAUCAUAUUGGCGUCAUCGUUUCGUAGAGACCCAACACUGGUGAGCAGCGAUGGGAUAUGAACUUAUACACGCUUAUAGCGCUACCAACAAUUAAGAGACUUUAAGAUGGCGCCAAGAAAAUAUAAAGAUAAACCAGCUAAACGGAGACAUGAUCGUUACCAAAACUUGCAGAACAUUUGCAGAUUUGCAGAACAUUUAUUCUCUCAUUAGAGAGUGGUGGCAGCAAACUUUUUAUAAUAUGAUUAGUGACAUUUAAUUGUGGAAUGCAGUAUUGAACUUAGGAUGUCAGCACGGGGUACCAUGAUGUCACGUCGGGGUAAAAUUCUCAACAUGCAGGAUCAGCGGUACUCAGCUUCACAUUGUUUGAGGGACUUUGUUCAUACUGAACUUUUGCGAAGAAAGCAGUGCCAUUAUGAAGCCAUUUUGGGAUGGGUCGCAGUUAUACUCAUUCUAAUAACCUUGAUAAUGGUUCAUUUGUUUAUUGAUGUACAGGAUCCCAUACCUGUCAUCUUGGACAAAUUCAGUCAGGUGUUAUAUUUGUGUUAUUUGAGUAUGUCUAUGAUGCGUCAGGACAUAUGUAGGAUCAGAGAGACACUAGAGAUUCAGAGAUCAGAGAUUGAUCGAAUCUUCAGUUUUAUAUGCGGAGAUCAGAGAUUGAUCGAAACUUCAGUUUUAUAUUUAGAGAUCAAAGAUUGAUCGAAUCUUCAGUUUUAUAUGCAGAGAUCAGAGAUUGAUCGAAACUUCAGUUUUAUAUUUAGAGAUCAAAGAUUGAUCGAAUCUUCAGUUUUAUAUUCAGAGAUCAGAGACUGACCAGUUCUUUAUUCAGAGAGACAUUUUCAUGGGAUCCAGGAUGCUGCUAAAAUGCCUUUUGACUAUUAUUU